Molecule: messenger RNA, 940 nt
Organism: Salvia miltiorrhiza (redroot sage)
Lineage: Eukaryota; Viridiplantae; Streptophyta; Magnoliopsida; Lamiales; Lamiaceae
Exons: 2
Coding region: 154-651 (165 amino acids)
Source: RefSeq, a predicted model, not a curated record
AGCUUCCUCGCUUCCUAUAAAUCUAGCACCACGCUUUUGGUCUUCUUAAACUUCCAUUAUCCAUUUACAUUUUCAAUAACUCCCUCUUUCUCUCUCUACGUUCUCCUCCGCGCACACGUUUUCUCUCUCUUAGGGUUUCAACACGCUUUGAGCAUGGCGCAGGAGGCACAAGCAGUUUCCGGAGCUGAGAACGGGGCCAAGGCUUCUCAGGUGGUGUUCACGGCGGCGAAGCCGUGGCUGGUGGUGGAGGCUCCGAAGGCGAACGACGCCGUGCAGUUCUACAAGGCGGCGUUUGGAGCUGAGGAGCUGAGCCGAGUGAAUGAUCCGAAGAGGAAGGCAGAGCAGGAGCUUCCUCUCAUUCGCUCCGCCGAGCUGAAGAUUGGAUCCUCGGUUUUCGUUGUUUCGGACCUCACAGACGACUCUUCAUCUCCCUUGAAAUCUGCCGUGAGCGGCCUCGUUUUCUGCCUGGAGACCGAAGCCGUGGAAGCUGCUAUCGCCAAGGCUGUUGCCGCCGGCGCCGUUUCCGAAGAUGAGGUGGCGGAGGGUGAAGGCGCGUGCUGCGGCGGGCGCGUGGGCAAGGUGAAGGAUCCAUACGGCAACGUUUGGCUAAUCUGCUCGCCUGCGAAGAAGUGCGGCGACGUGGCUGCUUAGAUGCCGUCCACGCCUUCUGAUCCGAGCCGUCCAUCGCGAACGUGUCCAUUUUGGCGAGUUGUGGCGGCUCUUUAACUCGUUUUAUCUUUUUCUAUCUUAAUUCCUAGUUGACUCAGUGUCGCUCGCUGUUAUUAUGGGGGAGGAGAGGGUGUUAUCUGAUUAACAGUAUUUUCGAUGCUUUAGUUGCUUAAUUAUCAUGAUAAUAUUUUGCAGUUGCAGCGACUGAUUAAUCAAAACUCUAUGUAACUCUUUUAAGCUUAAUUAUUAGUUAGUUUAUGUUACCCUCUAA